Molecule: messenger RNA, 5035 nt
Organism: Solea senegalensis (Senegalese sole)
Lineage: Eukaryota; Metazoa; Chordata; Actinopteri; Pleuronectiformes; Soleidae
Product: neurotrypsin-like
Exons: 14
Coding region: 160-2931 (923 amino acids)
Biological process (GO): proteolysis
Cellular component (GO): membrane
Molecular function (GO): serine-type endopeptidase activity
Source: RefSeq, a predicted model, not a curated record
CCCCACCCUGCAUCCUUGAGCGUGCAUCAUCACCACCACCACCAUCAUCAUCAUCAUCACACACCACGUUUCUUCCAGCAGGAGAAUAAUAACGGUUCACCUCACGGAGAUGGAACAUCAGCCUCCUCAUCAUCCUCAACACCAUCAUCAUCUGUGGCUAUGACACGGACACACCGGGCGGGAAGGAUGACUCUGAGCAGCCGGGAAAUGUUGUGCUUGAUCGGCACCAGCCUCUGGCUGCCGCUGCUGGCGGAGGUGGUGUCUGAGGACAGCUACUUAAACGAGGUGCAGAACUCAGUGCCUCUGUCCUGCUCUGAGGGAUUCACUGAGUUGGGAUAUUACAAUGGCACAGUGUCCCAGACGGACUCUGGCGCCCCCUGUCUGAAGUGGACCGAGUUUCCAGACUAUGUCAUGCAGUACCCAGGCCGAGGACUGGGAGACCACAACUUCUGCAGGAACCCGGACCGGGAGUCCAACCCCUGGUGUUUCUUCAGACAAAACUCUGGAGCCAUAGGUUGGGCCUACUGUGACUGUCACCAGGGCGCAGCUCGUCUGGUUGGCAGCUCGUCCGCGGGCAGUGGACGCGUGGAGGUCUACCUGAACGGCCAGUGGGGGGCGGUGUGUGACUCACACUGGACGGACAGAGACGCCACUGUGGUCUGCAGGCAGCUGGGCCUGGGUGACAUUGGCACAGCGUUGCAGCAUUCCCAGUUUGGAUCAGGCUCUGGCCUCUUUCACUAUGAGCGCCUGGGUUGCCGCGGGGAUGAGAACACCCUGAGUAAGUGCCGGAGCAGGACGUUCGUCACCGGCGACUGUAGCCAUGGAAACGAGGCAGCGGUGCAGUGUGCGCCACCAGAAGGCAGUGGCCCUCCGCUGCGUUUGGUCGCAGGUGAGGAAGACUUUGAAGGCCGAGUGGAGGUGUUUCAUGCUGGAAGGUGGGGUUCUGUCUGCGACGACCAGUGGGACGAUAGGGAUGCUGAAGUCGUGUGCAGACAGCUCGGUUUUGGUGGUGUGGCCAAGGCUUGGUCAUGGGCUCACUUCGGUCAGGGUUCCGGCCCGAUCCUGCUGGAUGCCGUGAAGUGCACAGGAAAUGAGCUUUUCCUGGAUCAGUGUCCACAUGGUGACUGGGAACAGCACAACUGUGACCACAUGGAGGAUGCUGGGGUCUCCUGCAGCCCUUAUACAGACGGCGUGGUGCGUCUGGUGGGAGGCGACAGUCCCUGGGAGGGUCGAGUGGAAGUGUUCCACAACGGCGACUGGGGGACGGUGUGUGACGACCACUGGACUCAGCAGCAUGCGGAGGUGCUGUGCAGACAGCUGGGCUACAGGGGUCACGCUGAGGUCGUGUCAGAUGGUGCGUUCGGGGAGGGCGCCGGCCUGAUCCUCCUGGACGAUGUGCAGUGCGAGGGGUCAGAGACGUCGCUGCUGGACUGUCAGCACGGGAUCUGGGGACGGACCGACUGCUCUCACAGCGAGGACGUCGGUGUUCGCUGCAGGAGUCGAUCCGGCCACGAGACCAACGAGGUGCCGGUGAUUGCACCGUCUACAGGUCCCCUGGUGCGUCUUGUGGGAGGCAGGAGCAGAAAGGAGGGUCGAGUGGAGGUGUAUCUCCAUGGCGACUGGGGGAGUAUCUGCGACUCAGGCUGGAACGACCUGAACGCCGCUGUAGUGUGCAGACAACUCGGACACAGCGGUGGAGCCGUAGCUGCCGGAGGGUUCGGUCAGGGCAAAGGUCCCAUCCACCUGGACCAGGUGAGGUGCACGGGCAAGGAGGAGUUCCUGGGAGAGUGUCCCACUCUGGGUCAGAGCUUCCAGAGCUGCAGGCGCAGAGAAGACGCAGGCGUGAGGUGUGACGUCACGCCGCAGGAGUCGCUCCCGACAAAGGCCGAGGCUCAAGAGCCGAGCUGUGGACUGAGGAAGCUAGUGGAGGAGGAGACAAAGAGGAGGAACCAAGGAGAGGGAAACAUGCUCAUGACCACGUGGCCGUGGCAGGUGUCCGUGUGGCUUCAGUCUGAGGGAAAAGACGGCGGUCCUCUGUGCAGCGGCACUCUGAUCAGCCCUUGCUGGGCCCUGACCUCUGCACACUGCGUCAGAGGGUACGGCAGCGAUCCAUCCAAGUACGCGGUGCGUGUCGGAGCGUCGGAGCAGACGGUCACUCCGGAGCAGGUGGUGGUCCAUAGGAAGUACAAGGGUCAGAGCGGAGGUCAUGACCUGGCCUUGCUGAAGCUGCCCAGCACCAAGGGUCACUGUCUGACCUUCGACCCUAACACGAACGCAGCAUGCCUUCCAGCCGCAGACACAGAAUCGGGAGGGAGUGCUCCAUCUUCAUGUGUCGUCAUCGUUAGUGCAGGAUGGACCGGCGCAGACUCAGUUCUCGCAUCCUGGGUCCCUCUGAUGUCGUCAUGGCAAUGUAAGAAGCGCUAUGGUGACAGCUUCUCCAGCCACGGCACACUGUGCGCAGGCAGUCCUCCAGACACUAGCCUCCUCCAUGGCAACAGUUGCCAGGGUAACUCCGGAGGCGGGCUGGUGUGUCAGGGUGAGACGGGUCGAUGGUUCCUCGCCGGGGUUGUUGCUGGGGGUUUCAGCUGCGCUGACCCUUCGUCUCCUGCUCUGUACACUCGGGUCAGUCGCUUCCGGAGCUGGAUCGACGAGGUCGUCGACGUGCGGGCGCCCCCCCAUCAGACACAAGAGGAUCUGACACACAACGACCUGACGCGCGUGCGCGAGGAGCACGCACACACAGAAGGCAGAGAUGAAUACGCCCACGUGCACGGCAAGCUCAAACGCGCACACGAGCAACCGCAGAACAACGAAAUCGGCGAGAUCAAAGUGAAACACACACACACUCACCACUCACACGCUCGUCAGCACAUGAACACACACGCCCACCGUGUAGGGGAAUCAGACACAAACACACAAAUCCUGGACUGAUGGGGUUCAGCUAUUGGCUUACCAUCUGUGCCAAGUGACCGCCUGAGGAGGAGGAGGAGGAGGAGAGAGAGUGGGAGAGAGAAAGAGAAAGGAAGACAACACCUAACUUUGACUGCAAUGAUGCUCUGUAAAAAAAUGGCCGUGACCGUGCUCAUGUCAGAUCUGAACCCAGUGUUGUGAACCACAGGUGUGGGCAAACUUGUCUUAAGAAAAGAGAGACAGUGUCCUGUUAAGAGUCAAACCAGUGACUGAUGCAUCAGCACUGAGCUUAGGCUGAGCCUGGCACAUCAGUGUGACCCUGAAAAUCAAAAACAAAAACAAAAAAUCAAUAUGGCAUAUUAGCAACAUGAUGGUGACGUGAGACUAACCCAUUACUGUGUCCUCCGUGUGCGCUCUUGGAGGAUUUAUGUUCAGUAACCACAAUUUUAUUGUUAAGGCAUCAGUGUCUCUGAGAUUAUUACUGCAGAUAAAGGCCAUACUGCUGCUGCUGCUGCUGCUGCUGCUGCUGCCGCUGCUGCUGCCGCUGCUGCUGCUGCUGCAGCUGAGAAUAGAAAUGGAUGAAAAUUCUGAGGGUGGGUGAUGCUGCUUUUCUUAAACUGGGCUCCUCUCUUCAGGCUGUUGUCUUAUACCUUUACUGGUGCAAGUGCUGUUGCUCAUUUAGACCCACGACUAAGCUACUGUAUUUAACUGGAGACCAUACCAGUGUUUCAGCAGGUUUUUGUUUUUGCUCCGUACAUCACAAUCACACCCUAAAAAAACAGCUUUCGACAUCUCAAAACCGGAGACAGAGACAUAUUUAACAUAAAAAAAAGUGGUUCUUAGUUCUUAAAUGCUGUGUAAAAUAACAUUAUUUACAUUGCUGUAGUAAUAUUGGCACUAUUAGUAGUAUUAGUAGUACUUUCCAGGCCAAAAACAUGUGAACAGAAUGUUUUGUGUAACAGGAACGGCAUCUCUGUUGCCAUUUGCACUCAUAACAGUUGUCUUGUCAUCUUAUCAACUGACUAUAAAAGUGAGGCAGCGUGUUUACAGUCACAACCCACUUUCAAUCUAAUAACAUCCCAAUAAAAGGGACAUUUAUUUCAACAGUUGUACUGUUUGAAACUGUUCUCUCGCUCUCUCUCUUUUUUUCUUUAAGUUUGUUGGAAAUGCCAUUAAUCUUUACCUCUGCACAUGCAGCUGGUGGUUUCCAUUGAUUUCCAUGCAUUAUAAAAAUCAAUGAACACACUGUUUAAACUUGUGGAAUCCACAAGAAAUGUAAAAUGCCAUAGUUUCAAUACAAUAAUAGAUUUUUUUUUUAAAUUAAUUAAUAAAUAAAUGCAGCUUUUGAGAGCUUUCUAAUUGAUUUCCAGUGCAAAGGGGAAACAAAGGAAACAGUGGUUUCCUGUAAAACAUGAGGUUUCGUCGGCGUAAAACCUGUAAAAAACGUGCAAAAACACUCGUAUGGUCCUUUAAAAUUGUACAGGACGAUUCUUUCUCUUCUCAAAGCCAUCAGACGCCGACCGCCGCGUCGUAGACUUUCCUUUUGUAGUGACUCCCGCGUGUUGCUCUAGAUCCAUAGAUAGACACAUAGACAGGUAGAAGUAGCUUCCACUCCUGACUUUAGAUUAGUACGUGUACUGCAUUCAUCCUUACUCCUGACUUAGAUAGAAGAACUGUUGAAGUGUGUGCUCUGACCAGAAGAUGGCAACAUUGGUCUAUUUUCACGGGGCCACAGGUUGUUGGAUAAAAUGUGGCCCUGAUGGUUCUUUUCUUUGCUCUUUUUUUUUAUACUUUCAGUGUAAUAUGACUUGUGCUUUGAUGUGUCGUGAACCACUGUGUUGUGAGCCUCGUGUAACCUGCUACCGCUGUUUUCUCCAACAUGGACGUGUCCAAUGCCCGUUGUUAUGAUCGUGUACAUAAAACCUCCAGCCCGUCGCCGCUCCUUCCUUCCUACCUGUCCUUGCUUCCUUCCUUGGACUUGAUGUUUUACCAUGCAGAUGCUGCAGGUUAAUGUAAAUACUGUGUGUCCACAGCUGGAUGGCUUUGAGUUUGUCGAACCCAUCAGCUGUUUCUCAGUGUAAUGUGCUGAAUCAUGGUUGAGUAUUAAAACAUGUCGUCACUGGUG